UUCCGUCCAUGCGAUCACCAUCCUACGGUGCGCGAUUAUUAAAGCAUUCCCGUGGGCCUCGGCCUCCAUGUGGCGUCUCCGUCUUUUCCUUAACGGCGUUUCUCGGCUGUGACGGCCAUUUGACGACGCCGUCGCGCUUCGAGUUUGGGGAAUCCACACGGUGGUUAAAGAAAAAAAGGAAAGCCCCCAAAUUUCCUCUCCAGUUCUUCGAUCCGGAGUCGCGCAAAGGCAGCAGGCUUUAGAGGGCGAAGGAGCGACACGAUUGGUGAAGAAGAGGAAGUGCGGUCUUGGUUGGAGAUGCUCGUGGAGGCCGAGGUUGCGCCCUCAAACUUUCCGGUCCCCGGCGUGCAGUGCCGGUGCGGGUCCGGAGUCGUACAGGAGGUCGCCGAAGUGUCCUCCGCAGCUGCGGAUGCGACGUCGACCUUGGGGAAUCCGUCUCCGGAGGUUCGACUGGACGAUGGCGGAGCAGAUGGUGCGGAUGCCGAUCUUGCGGUUUCGGAUAUGGGCACAAGAUCAUCACUUGUUGCAGUCGAUCCCAUUAGAUCAUAUCAAUUUGUUCCUAACCUUCGUUCUGGUAGCUUUGCCAAUGUUGGACCUAGGAGAUACAUGGAAGAUGAAUACAUUCGCAUUGAUGAUCUCUCAGAAAAUCUGGGCUCUAUGCUUAGAUGCCCAACACCUAGCGCCUUCUAUGGGAUAUUUGAUGGCCAUGGAGGUCCAGAUGCAUCCGCCUAUAUUAAACGGCACGCCAUUAGGAUUUUAUUUGAAGAUGCUGGCUUUCCGCAUGCAGAUGAACCUGAUGAGGAUUUCAUGAAAUCAGUGGAGAACUCAAUCAAAAGUGCAUUCCAGCUUGCUGACCUUGCUUUGGCCGAUGAGUGUACUAUUAGCAGCUCUUCUGGAACUACAGCACUUAUAGCACUGGUGUUUGGCAGGCUCCUCAUGGUUGCCAAUGCCGGGGAUUGCCGAGCUGUUCUAUGUAGAAAAGGUGAAGCAGUUGAAAUGUCACAAGAUCACAGACCCACAAAUGCAGUUGAGCGUCAGAGGAUUGAAGCAUCUGGUGGUUACAUCGAUGGUGGUUACCUCAACGGUGUGCUCUCCCUCACCCGCGCAUUGGGAGACUGGGACAUUAAAGAGCCUCGAGGCUCUCCUUCUCCUCUCAUUGCAGAGCCCGAGUUCAGGCAUGCUCUUCUCUCAGAAGAUGAUGAGUUCCUAAUUAUCGGAUGCGACGGCAUAUGGGAUGUGAUGUCGAACCAGCACGCUGUCAACAUCGUGAGCAAGGGCCUGAGGCGGCAUGACAACCCUGAACUGUGUGCCAGAGAGCUAGUCUCGGAGGCACUAAGGCUGAAGACAUUUGACAAUCUUACAGUGAUCGUCGUGUGUUUUUCUGAUGAAUACUCCAUGCCACAAGGCGACCAACCUCAAUUGUGCAAAUUUAGGUGUUGCAAAAGCUUGUCGAUCGAUGCCCUUUGCAACCUUAAGAACUGGUUAGGUAAAAAUGGCCGGAGUUGAAACUUCCAAGAUCCUUGUAGAUAACUCAACUGGAAUGCACCACAAAAUCCUGAAACAUACUCUCUGAUCCUCUUUCGUCUAGUGAAUUAGAAUGGCCAUAGAGCAUGGCCAUAGAGCAGCCAACCAGUUUUGUAGUUUUUUUUUUUUGGCCAUUAUUUUGAUGGUGAUAAUUUUAGAGUGUCUUCACUUUUCUCUGUAAAUAAUAUUAAACUAGGGAUGAUGCAUCAGAUUGACUCAUUUUUUAUGGCUGAGUAAGUGCGUGCAUUAGCAGACUU
Zingiber officinale is the source of this 1781-nucleotide messenger RNA. Its product is annotated as probable protein phosphatase 2C 2. Gene Ontology annotation, biological process: protein dephosphorylation. Bases 298 to 1506 code for a protein of 402 amino acids. Gene Ontology annotation, molecular function: protein serine/threonine phosphatase activity; cation binding. The transcript has 4 exons. The record is from RefSeq and is a predicted model, not a curated record. NCBI's taxonomy places the organism in Eukaryota, Viridiplantae, Streptophyta, Magnoliopsida, Zingiberales, Zingiberaceae.